This is a messenger RNA of Lolium perenne, 1624 nucleotides long. RefSeq lists its product as uncharacterized. The record is from RefSeq and is a predicted model, not a curated record. Lineage: Eukaryota; Viridiplantae; Streptophyta; Magnoliopsida; Poales; Poaceae. Gene Ontology annotation, molecular function: methyltransferase activity.
GACAAAGAACAUAUCGCUGAAGAACAGAACGGGCAGCCACUGACCUCCGCGCCGCCGCCGCCGCCGCCCAUGGCGUCGCUGCUCCGCCUCCAGGCCCUCUCCCUGACGCUAACCUCUCCCCGCCGCCUCCCCUCCCGUAUCCUCCGUUCCGUAUCCCCGGUGUCUCCGCUCGCUCGCCGCCUCUCCGCCGCCGCCUCCCCGGAGCAGCGGGCCUCGGAAACGGAUUUGGAGUCAGGAUUGUAUCUAGUGGCGACACCCAUCGGGAACCUCGAAGAUAUCACCUUGAGGGCAUUGCGUGUUCUUAAAUGUGCUCAUGUGAUACUCUCUGAAGACACAAGGCAUUCGGGAAAGUUGCUUCAACAUUACAACAUCAAGACACCUCUUCUCAGCUUCCAUAAGUUCAACGAGCGUGAGAGAGAGCCCAGUAUCUUGAAGAGGCUCCAUGAAGGGGAAGCAGUUGCAGUGAUUAGUGAUGCUGGUACUCCAGGCAUCAGUGACCCUGGCAUGGAACUGGCUAGAGUAUGUGCCAGUGAAAAGAUCCCUGUUAUUCCCAUUCCUGGGCCUUCUGCCGCAAUCGCUGCUCUUUCUGCAUCGGGUUUGCCAACUGAUGAAUUCACAUUUGUGGGUUUUUUACCAAAGCAUGGUCGAUCAAGAAAAGUCAGGCUUGAGGUAUCUGCUCGUGAAGCUGCUACACAAAUAUUCUAUGUUCCUCCUCAUGGAAUUCAUCAAUUUCUUUCUGAUGCUGCUUCGUCUUUUGGUGAUUCAAGGCCAUGUGUUAUUGCAAGGGAGAUAACCAAAUUGCAUGAAGAGUUUUGGCGAGGAACUCUAGGUGAAGCAAAUGAAGCCUUCGCAACUCGACAGCCGAAGGGGGAAAUCACUUUGCUCAUAGAGGGAAACUCAAUUUCAGCUGAUGAAACUCCAUCUGAUGAUUUCCUUGAGCAUGAACUCAAAGAAAUGAUGGCAGAGGGGCAUGCUCUUUCAUCGGCGGUUAAAUUGGUGGCUGAAGCUACAUCGGCAAAGAAGAAAGAUGUUUAUGCACUAGCACUUAGGUUGUUUGGAAAAUGAGUAAAAGUGCAAUCCGUUUGCUUGUUCUGCUGCUUCUGCUAGCUUCUGCGCGCCAACUUACCGAGCAUACAAGGUUUUCUUUCUUGACGAUCUAAUCAUGCAAUCUACUGUUUCCCCAGUCUUGAAUAAUUUUCCAUGUUAUAUCGUGUUUAUCUGUCGAGGCGCUAGUAAUUGAAUUGGAUGUAAUUUUGGAUAAGGAGCUCCGUGUGGGGCAGUUCAAAUGCCUAUGACCUACCUACUGGUCCAUUUAGUCAUUUGGUUAAGCAGUAUUGGUAACAAUUCGGAAGCAAAUCAGAAGCAGUAUUGGUAACAAUUUGGAAGCAAUCAGAAGUAGCCAGCGUCAAUUAAUUUGGGCCGGAGGUAGUACUAGAUUUUUCACGUGAAGUUGCUGAGUAGAUGUAUUUUAAGGUGCGGCUCUUGCCCGUAGUUUGAGCUAUUUUCCAUUGGGUCGCUUUGAGUAGAGGUGUUUAUUUCGCUGCUUUGGUUGUGUAACAAAACUCUGUUAUUGUUUGCAUGUCAUCUAAACAAACCUGAUGGAGCUAUAUGUAUGUCCUGAAUA